UACAUCAGGAGAGAUUCCUUCCCCGGGGCUCAGAGCAGGCUCAGGCAGGAGAGCAGCGUGAUGAGGCUGUUUGUCUUGCUAGCUGUGCUUUACAGUGGAGCAAGCAGCAGCAUUGUGCUGCAGAAAAUGUACGGGAGGAUCACGUCCCCCAGCUUCCCAAAUGUCUACCCAAAUCACAAGGAGAGAAUCUGGAAUAUUACUGUUCCCAAGGGAUAUUCUGUCCGCAUCUACUUCACCCAUUUCAACCUGGAGCUCUCCUACCUGUGUGAAUACGAUUAUGUGAAGCUGAGCUCUGGUGGGAAGACCUUGGCCACGCUGUGUGGAAAGGAUAGCACAGACACUGAGGAGGCUCCAGGCAACAAGACCUACAACUCCAUUGACAACAACCUCAUGGUAGUGUUUCGGUCUGAUUACUCCAAUGAGAAACCAUUCACAGGCUUCGAGGCCUUUUAUGCUGCUGAAGAUAUCAAUGAGUGCCAAGAGCUGUCUGAUGGUGAACCCCUCUGCAAUCAUCACUGUCACAACUACGUGGGGGGCUACUAUUGCAGUUGUCGGAUUGGCUACACACUGCAUGAAAACAAGAGGACAUGCACAGCCCACUGCCAGAGCCAGGUUUUUACUGAAAGAAUUGGAGCAAUCCCCAGCCCUGACUAUCCAACACCUUAUCUGCUCGGCUCCUGCAGCUGCAGUAUCCAGGUAGAAGAUGGCUUCCUGCUCACACUGGGAUUCAUGGAGACCUUUAAUGUGGAGACACACCCAGCAGUGUUGUGCUCCUGUGACGUCCUUAAGGUUUGCCGUGUCCCAGUCCUGAAGCACCACCCCAUGGUCACACCGCACCAGUGCAGCGCGGUACCUUCUGGGUGACAGCUCUGCUUCCUCCUGUGACAUCGGGUAUGUGCUGCUUGAAGUAGGCGACCCAAGGCGCUGCCAGCCCCAUCGGACCGAAUUCCUCAGGGAUUAAACACUUGUGCUGCUUGGAGAAUUAAAAUGUUGUGAAGUCUUCGGUAACGGACUGUCGAAGGAAGGCACCUGGAACAAACCAUGGCACAGUGCAGCAGUAAGUCAGUGCUGUCUGUGAACUUUAAAUGAUUGGUGUAAAUAUUUGUAUUUAAAACAUACAAGUUGUGGUAUGAGAAACAUUUUUUCAGCCUGUUCCAGUACUUGUUCCAAUUCCUGCCAUUCUAAAAUCUCUAAAAGCACUGAUGGUUAUUAAAAGAAAAAUCUUUUUAAAGAGA
Molecule: messenger RNA, 1235 nt
Organism: Strigops habroptila (Kakapo)
Lineage: Eukaryota; Metazoa; Chordata; Aves; Psittaciformes; Psittacidae
Gene: MASP2
Product: mannan binding lectin serine peptidase 2
Molecular function (GO): serine-type endopeptidase activity; calcium ion binding
Source: RefSeq, a predicted model, not a curated record